ACUCGCUUGCAUUAUUUGCCUGUGCGGUUUGUAUGGUCGCGUGCGACUGCACGUAAACGAUCGUAUUUGCGUGUUAUUUCUACCGGAAUUCUCGCUGUAAUGUGAUCCCACAAGCAUUACACCGUGGUUUCGCUCUGCGUGGAGCGAUCUGUUGACGGCGGUCAUGGAGCUGGAACGUCGGGUGUCCGCGACGGGCGAUACACCCUUGAAGCCGAGUAUGGACAUGAGACAGCUCUUCGUCGACAACAUCGCUGUAGAAGGUGACAUGUUAUGUUAUGAUGCCGGGUCUGAGGGCCACCCCGGUUUGUACGUUGGCGUGGAACCAGCAAGCCCAUCACGAGCCUACUUUGAGGUGGAGCUUCUUGGCAUGGGAAUGGCCGACUUGGUGUUUGGCUUCCUCUGUCCCUCUGGUGCUGGAAUUCACCAGUGGGACUCCGCACUGUCGCUUGCUUGCCGAGUCAGCGAGGGCAGGCUAUCAGAAUGUGAAAACUACAUGCCUGGAGUGCCAUGCGAACCUGGCGACAGAGUUGGCUGCGGCCUUUCUUUUGACCCUAAGGUUCGGUUCCGCAACUGGGGCACCGUCGUCACUUUCUUUGUCACUCAUAACGGCAAAGAGGUGGCAAGGUCCACUUCCCUGGUGUCUGGGCGUCUGCAUCCUGCCAUAGUGCUGCGUGAUCCAGGACAUCAAGUUCGGCUACUGGGUGAGGGGCGACCCGCUUUGUCCUCGCUCACCGAGGAUGCCCUCAUGUGCGUCGACUCAAACGAGGAAGAGUGGCUACGGCUACAUGACGUCCAUCUCAAUGGACCUGUAUUGGAGUAUUCAGGCCGUGGUACCAGCAUGGUGGACGUCGGCCUGGCACAGACACGCUGUCCACUCAGCACCACGAACCACUACUUUGAGCUAGAAAUUCUCGACCCUGGCGAAAAGUGCUGCAUCGCUAUUGGCCUUGCCCACAGGGACUAUCCCAGGCACAGGCAUCCUGGCUGGAAUGAAGGGUCCAUCGCCUACCAUGCAGAUGAUGGCAAGCUUUUCGUAGGAAGUGGUGUGGGAUCGAGGUUUGGACCCAAAUGCCAGAAAGGGGACAUAAUGGGUUGUGGCAUCCUGUUUCCCCGCGAGUAUGUGGAGCCCGAUGAGCCCAACGGUGAUGCUGUGGACAACGACGACCAGUCCCGGGCAGAAGGAGACGACAACGACGAGUAUGACUUCAUGAAGUACGACGCACUUCCGCUUGAAGGAACCCUGGUGCAGGUAUUCUUCACCCUGAACGGCGUCAAUGUCGGUCGGCGGGAGGUGGCCAUGCCCCAGGGCGGUCUCUUUCCUACGGUGGGCAUGCUGAGUCGCAAGGAGAAAGUCAAGGUAGACCUGCACCCUCUCACGGGUUGAGAGGGUGCAACAACACCUCUUCAACCGUCGCUGCCGCAGCCGAGGAUUGCGUGCACCGGCAGCCAACACACAAAGUGAAUGUGCCCAUUGUACAUUGAGCCAAAGUACUGCGUGCUAUUUGGACUUGUUUGGGGAAUCAAGCAGGCACUGUCUCUUUACUGCUCAGGGAUGUGCGGUUCUUCUGUAGUCUUGUAACAUCCCAGAGUUGUGCUGAGGUGCGGGCUUCUUUGCACACAUCGGCUGAGGUGAUUGACCGGCCAGAACAGGACAUGCGUGCAAGGAAGGAAUGAAAUACGAUGACCAGUUGUGCCCUAUCUUUAAUUGACUGCUGUUGACCGCUGUUUGGGAUCCUUGAAAGAAGUUUUUGUCAUACAAAAGAAUGAAUUGAAUCAAAAUGUAUGGCUGUGUGGAUAGCAACAUAAUGAAUGUCGGCCUUUGGCUUCUGUGCCAAUGUAUAUAUGGUGUAGUGAGGUUCCUUUUGCGGCCAUGAGGCCAAAUGUUCAGGUUAUUGCACUCAAAAGGAAAACGCUAGCUUGCAGAAGUGAAGUCUUGUGAGCACCAAGUGGAAGAAAUUAAGGCUGACUCGGGCUUUUUUUAAUUUUAACAAGAUGUACAAGGAAGAGCUGGAUCAGUCUCUUCAGUGACAACACUAUGCAGAUUGUGUAUAUUGCAGGGAUGCACAAAACACAGGCUGAUGUUAUACACAGAUAUAUGGUACACAGGCUACUGUAGUGUUUGCACAAAUGUUACUUGAGGUCUCAGAACUGGGGGGGAAAAAGAUGCGACUUGACACCACAGUUGCUUGGGAAACUGGUGAUGUUCAGCUGCUCAUUGAUUUAUAAUCAUAUCCACAUAUAGCUGCCUUCGUCAUCGCAUUUUUCUAUGCUUCGUAGCAUUCCAGGUGUGUAGGGAAGCCCACUUACAGAUUAUUGCGUAUGGUGAAAAAUUGCUAAUGGUCGAGCCUGGUGCAUAAAAUCUAAAUCUUUAAUUAAUUUGAACAUGGUUCCAAAUAUAGCGGUAGGCAAUGCGCUUUUAGGUUGGAAAUUACUACAGGGUGUGAAAAAAGUGUCAUUGCAUUUGUUUAGAUCGGCCAGUUUGUUGUAGGUACCGAUCUGGCCUCUUUUAUUCUGAGAAGAGGUGUCUGUUAUUGCACUUAAUUUCUGAGAACCGCAAAGCUGUGCAACAGACAUGCCUGCACCUCUGCAAUUUUUUAGUGACUGGUGCAGCAAGAGGUGUGCAUUAGCCACUUCGGAGAAAGUAACCUUGGCUGUGCUAUAGAAAUGUGCCUUUGCUACACAAGUGCUGGGCCACUUGUUCUCGAAGGGUCACACGUAAGGACUGUGGCCACAGUGUGUUGCAUUUGAUAUGUCUGAGUAACCAUGGUCAGUCGGUCUCGCCAUCUGCGGAAUAUUUUGUCACACCGAGCCUCUCCGAAAGAACCACAGAACAAUGUCUUUCGAAUGAAACAGUUAACAAUUAUGCUGCACCUAACAAAAAAGUCACCAUGCUUAACUAUGAAGGCGGACGCUUGGAUUUCGCAUGGCAUAAUAAUGGCCGCUUGCAAAAAGGCUUGUCCUGGCUAAUAAGCUUCAAGAUAGGUAUACAACUGAUAAAAGUCACCCUGUUUUGCUUGUCAAGGGCUUGCAGCAGCUAAUCCUGAAGCAGCAAAAUUGACUGCAGUACCACUCCCAACACUCCGCAAAGGUCGAUGCUGCUGAAUAUGCCGAUGAUUGUUUUGGAAUGUGCAACUUUAUUGCCCUAAGUUAUAUCUGCCUUGUGGUUAGAGCCAUGAACUUGUGCUCUAAAUUUUGGCAACUAAUAAUGUACUUUUAAAGUUUAUUUUAUAUAAAUCUUUUAUGUACUUACGUUAUCGUCGGAAAAAAUGGGCUCCAGUCCAUGCUGUGAAGGUGGUUGGCCAGUGAAGCUGUGGUAUGACCUGAUCCAACAGACCAAUGUGAGGUAGCCUUGAACUGAGUCCUGCCGAGCCUGAGCACAACGCCGUUGUGCAUACCGAUGUUGCUAUUCCUUUUGUUGCCCAUUAUAUUCGUGCUGCUGUUUAGGCGUCUUAACUGUGGGUGGCUUGCUUUGAGCAGGAACCGCUUUGUCCUUCCUAGCCUGAGCACGACGUCGUUGUGCUUAUUUAUGCGCCUGUUCCUAUCGCUGCUCAUCGUGUUUACGCUGCUCUUCGGGAGUCCUGACCAUGCGUGGCCUUUCCAUAGCGCUAUCAGAACACGAAUGAAAUCGGUUGCUAGACGGGUUCUUCUUUUACAUAUGAAAGUGUAGUUACAUCAUUCCCUGCUUCGUAUGCUACAGUUGCCGCUUCCCAGCAACUGCAGCUUAUGCAACCAUAAUAUUUACUCGGAAACGCUCGCGGUGAAAGCUGUGCACGAAGGCGAGCUUUCUGUUGUCUUUUUUUUUUUUUCCCCCGCACGGCCGGCGCUGCCGCUGCGACGGAUGCGAGCACCAUCUGGUGGUGCUGCAAGGAACCCAGUAGUGCAUGCAGCAUGCGUCUCUUGCUGUGAUUGGUUGAGGUUUUACCCACGGACACAACAGAUGCAUUGGCAGGUAGAGGUAUACAGCUUCACUGUAAAAAAGAAGUCAUUGCUUUAGGUGACAUUAGCAACUCACUAGCUAGAAGGAUAACUUACUCAACGAGUUGUUGUUCUAUUCUUGAGGCAAGCAGCACGAAAAGAAACUAUGUCAACUAACCCCUGUCAGCUGGAGUUAUUUCUUGAUAUACAGUGGCUCAUGACAGCAAAGAUUAGCACGCACCUGUGAGUGUUCGUUUCGAGAAUUCAUUGUCCACUGCUGUGUGUGCAAAGGCGAUUGGCAAUGUAGUCGAAGCCAGGCUCAUUCUGCAGUUGCCAAUGUGCUUCCUUGCCUAGUUGCACAUCCUGCACUCAUGUAAUGCGCUGCUUUGAAUGUUUAGGAGCAUCUAAUCCAUGUGUCCACUCAACUUGUCGAUUCUUGUACAGGGUGGACCAUAAUGUGAGAGGUAGCACUUGAACUGAACUUCAAGCCUUCAAUGGUCAGUAUGCCAAAUUCUGUAAGGAGGCUUUCCCGUGCAUCCAGCUUGACUUAACCAACAUGGCCACACUCCAGCUAGUAGCACUGUUGAAUGACACGUGCAUUUUGAAAGCUUUGUCAGUGUGGGUAGCAGAGUGCGGCAGAAACGAUGUCACCAGCCCGCAUGUUGACACCUCAAGUUUGUAGGUUGAAGUCCACCAUCUUGGGUAGGUCGAACGAGUUGUGCGGAGGGAAGUGCUCUUGCAGGUUUUGCAUAAUGUCAUCGCUUGAGAACACAGAACUCAAAUCAAGAAAUUUGCCUUCAGGAAGUUUCUUCAAAAGGAGAACUACAUCGCAGACAUUGGUUAGUGCCAUUCUAACUUUGAUUAAUGCAGUAGUAAUUGCUCGGAUGCAAAAUUAGGUGUUCCCUUUUAUAUUAAAACAACCUGUACAGCAUCGCAGGAUGAUUUACACUUGUAGUGGUCAAACAAGUGGUCUAAACAUUGGCUUUGGCGACGUCCCUCGUGCGAUGAGAGUUGAUUGCUUCCUGCGCAGCAUUGUACUUAUAUACCCAGUGGUUGCUAGCAGCAUUGCUUCGGAGCUAAGACAAUGAGCUUUAUUUUUGAAGCAUACAUUAACUCCAAUACACGCACUGCAUUGCACCCAUUAUUUAUACCAGCCGCCGAGUUCAGUGAGAUAAACUGUGGUAAUAGUGUGAUAGCAAUCUAUAAAAGACUAGGUUGUGGCUCAAUUUAUGUGCAAGUGUAGUGCCAUACAAAAGUUAUGUUCAGGUAAAAGUCCCAAAUUUUUUUCUUGAUUGGGAAAACCACUCCUUCUAGUUUUCCCUAGUUAGGGAAAAAACUGCGAAUGUCCCAAACCCUUUGCUUUCUGGGCUAUGAUGAGUCAAUGCUUACAGUUAGUUUUUUGGCAGGUGUUGCCAUCAGCUUUUUUUUUUUUGCAAUUGUGUUUGAACAGGUGGAGUAAUUAGCAAGCCACAUCAGCUAGUAUUCUUAACAUGUUCACUUUGAUGUGAGUCACUGCUGGAGUGAGAGAAAGAAACAUUCGUCUUAUGUGGAAGUGAAUACACCAGCCUGUCUUGCUUUGGAAAAGCUACCAUAUUUUCGCAUAUAUUGUUGGCUGCAAUUGCAUGUCACCUGAAGGUGUAGUUAUGUUAGCUAUGCUAUAGUUAACAUACAGCAUAAUAGGUCACUGUCGUGUCCCAGCUAGAGCUUGUUGGUAUGGCUUGUCUCAUCCAAACAAGCUUAUGCCUAGUUUUUCACGCUGGUUUUCAGUCCUGAAUUACAGGCUCAAGUAGCAAUACUGAUGGCAGAUUUGCUAGUUGAGCCCAAGAUGGAAUUUGAAACUUGAGGCUGGGGUUCAUUUCUUUUUCACGAAGUGGUAUGCCUCUCUCUAGUGCUGAAGUUUCUAGUCAUAAUUUUGAAGAGUCUAGUUGCAGCUCAAAAGGAACACAGCAUAAGACCGCCCACUUGCUUCUUGGCAGUGCUUUUCUGCUUCAUCUUAACACUCUAGAAGUAAAAGUGGUGUUAACCAGUGAGAUACAUCCAUCGUGUAUAAGGACGGCACCACCUUGUGGAAGGCCUCUACAUUAGUAGCGCAUGCUUUGCCAGAACCAUGUGUGCCUUUCUCAGCUUAGCAAACGCAACAGCGUAUUGUAUUUUGGGGGCUGUGGCCGUGCUGCACGUUUAUCUUUGCGUGUGCAUUGCCAUGUUUGUUCUUUCAUUGUCGGAGGUCGUGCUAUGCAGGUUUUGUAAGUCCCGUCUACCGUGGCACUCUGUGUGAAUGGCUUCUUCGAAGCACUGUGACGAGAUGCGGUAGCUGCGGUAUUGUGCAUUUCCAAGUGUGGCUGAGUGAUGUCGGCACUCGCACCUUCGUAUAUUAUUGGCUGCACUCUGUCUUGCAUACUUGGUAGGCAAAGCUGCAGAGGCUAGAGUUACGUCCUGCAGUGCCGGCAUUUGCGACGAAAAAGAGUGUGAAAAAAUGGAAAUGCAUUACGCAUUUUGGUUUCUUUUAUUUCCCAUUCUUAUAUACAGGGUGUUUCAGCAAACCUUUUCAAAAUUUUUUAUAGGUUGCCUGUGGCAGGUAGCUCAAUUCUAGUUUAUGAGCCAGUCCACUAGAAGCGGUGAACAGUACUUGCACAAAAAAUUGAAAUGCAAAAUCGACUAAUUAACAAGAAUUCACUAAUUAACUUGCUGGCUAAUUAUCUUAUGACCCAUGUUGCUAUUUACAAAUUCUAGCAGUGGACUUCGCAAGGCGGGUACACUUGCAGCGAAUUCUCAGGACGACGCCAGUGACUUUUUGUUAAUUAGUCGAUUUCGGAUCUUAGUUUUUUAUGCAAGUAUUGUCCGCCGCUUUGAGUAGACCAGCUCAUGAACUAGGACUGUGAUAUCUGCCACAGGAAACUUUUAAAGAUUUCUGAAAGUGUUUGCUGAAAUACCCUGUAUAUAUAUAUAUAUAUAUACAUCCCAUUCCUUACAUCAAUUAUGGCAUACAGUUGUUAUGCCACAAAUGUAUGCACUUGUAGCAUAACAUUAGCUUUGUAACUUACAGUCACAAUAUAUUAAGAAGUCAUUACUUCGAAGACAUUCAAUGUGGUCUGAACCAAUUAACCAUGGAAUCUGAAGUGACACAGUUAGUACACACGGAAUUCUUUUCUGCAGCAUGCCACCUGCAUUUACGACCGAAACGUAGCAAGUUGCAUAUAGGAGGCAAGAAAUUUACUAACAGUACAAAUUCUUACAUGUUAAUGCCAUGUUUCGGUUUUAUUAAAGGUAAUUAUUCCACAGAAGGUGCCGCGGACCUAAAACUAGUUCACUACAGAACACUUGAGAGUGAUACAAUAUCUAUGACUGCAUUACAUGCGAUUACAUACGUAUCUUCUGCAACGUUGCCUGCUAAGUAUGAAAUUAAUUGUGUGGCUGUUUCUUUGUGAAAUAAGUGCACAGCUGUCUUUCCAACACAUUUGUUGGAACAACAGCGGUGGUGGGGAGUGGAAAGGCAAGCUUCCUCCUGUUUGCUUGGGGCAGUGGGAGUGUCUCAAACUGAGCAAAGCUGUAUCUAACGAAUUGCAAUGGCAAUACUUGUAGCUGCUUUCAAAUGCAUACCUGUGCAGCUCAUAACAGUACUUAGUAAGCGCAUUGUUACAGCUGUGCUGUGUGACUUUGCUGAUGGAGGCUACGUACGUACAGUAUAUAACUUAGGGGUGAGUGAGCCAGUGCGAGAGCACCUGCUGCACCCUUUUUGGCAUUGCACAUUUGCACCGUGUACUUGUUGUAACAUUUGCUUCUGUGAAACUUUUGGUUGUGCAACUCACCUUGUUGGAUGCAGCCUCUAGUUGAAGUUCGUGGCCACUGUGUUAUACAGUAAGCGAAGUGGGAAAGCAUCGUAAAAGGCUGCAGUAUGUAACACAAAGCAAGCAGCUUAAACACUGUAUGCGAUGUUCUGAUGUUGCUUCUAUAUGAAAAUAUGUUGCCAUUGAAGCUCAUUCUGGGGGCACUUACACAUUCUGUGUUAAUUAAGUUGAUAUGUUACAAUAGUUAUCUUUUCGAAGCAAACCGAUUUUUUUUUUUUUUUUGUGGCAGUAGAGAAAUUUAGACUGAGGGUGGCGCACGUUGUCAUUUCGGCAUACUGGAGAUGUAGACUGGAGCAGCAGCACUGCUGGCACUAUCUCGCAACUCCCAAGUGAAACAAAAGCAUGCGGUACCAAUUUUGCAAUGACCUGACUAAGUUUUCCUUAGCUGCCGGUGUAAAGGUGUUGGCAGUACAUAACCUUCGUGAAUGUAUAUUGGCUCAUUUCAUUUUUUUUUUCCGGCUAGAGCAUCUCAAGUAACACAAAAAUGUUUCAAACACGCGGUUUGACACAGUGUUACAAGAUGUCGCCAGCAGCACUACUGCUCCAGAGUCCGAGUAUGGUUGGUCCUCAUGUCUCCAUGUGCAAAAUUCAGGAAAUGCUAAUGUGGAUACACACUAAAUGUCUGUAAUGCCAACACUCCCUGUUCCGUAACUUGUUUGAGAUAUUGUUGAAUUUCACAUUACAGAGCUUUUUGUUAUGGGUUUUUGAAUAGUGCACUUCAAUUUUCACUGCUAGCAGUGCAUACAGUCGAGAAGAAAAGUUUCGCAGACCAUGGCUGCCAUGGUAAAAACGAACUUUUGCCAUGCUCACAGUGCAAGGCAGAAGACCUAAUGGUGGUCGAUAUUGCAUAUGAAGCUUCUGGUAAUUCUGGUCCACAAACUUUCGUCCCCAACUGUACAUUUAGUUCCGGCCAAUGCUUGGAGGUGCUGUUAAUUGCUGUGGCAAGACUUAACUAGCUACUGCAUGUUGUUGACCAGUUUACAGUUAUUAGUUCUAGGGUUAUGCCAAUGUUAUUUUUUUCUUAUGCCAUAUUUUCUUAUUAAAGUGUACUUGCAAAUGUUAA
Messenger RNA from Dermacentor andersoni, 8823 nucleotides. RefSeq names its product SPRY domain-containing protein 3-like. Lineage: Eukaryota; Metazoa; Arthropoda; Arachnida; Ixodida; Ixodidae. Gene Ontology annotation, molecular function: protein binding. The record is from RefSeq and is a predicted model, not a curated record.